GUCUAGGGACUUCCGGAGCUCGACCGGAACCGGAAGCUUCUGUGACCGAGUGGGUGGGGCCGAAAGUUAAAAAAAAAAGCGCGGUGAAGCCGGAGCUGGCAGGGUGGUGGUAAUCCCCGAGCUGGGCUGUGGCGGGUCCCGAUGGACUCCACCGCCUGCUUCAAGUCUUUGCUCCUGACCAUCAGUCAGUAUAAAGCCGUUAAGUCGGAGGCGAACGCCACCCAGCUUUUGCGGCACUUGGAGGUAAUUUCCGGACAGAAACUCACCCGAUUAUUUACAUCAAAUCAGAUACUACCAAGUGAGUGCUUGAGUUGCCUUGUAGAACUACUUGAAGACCCAAACAUAAGUGUGCCUCUGAUCUUAAGUAUCGUCAGUUUACUGUCUCAACUAGCUGUAGACAAUGAAACCAGAGACUGUCUUCAGAAUACAUACAACCUGAAUAGUGUGCUGGCAGGAGUGGUUUGUCGGAGCAGUACUUGCCACAGUGAUUCGGUAUUUUUGCAGUGCCUUCAGCUUCUGCAGAGGCUAACAUAUAACGUCAAAAUUUUCCAUUCUGGUGCAAAUAUAGAUGAAUUAAUUACAUUCCUGAUUGAUCAUAUUCAGUCUUCUGAAGAUGAGUUGACAAUGCCUUGUCUAGGAUUAUUGGCAAAUCUUUGUCGCCACAAUCUUUCUGUUCAAACGCACAUAAAGACUUUGAAUAAUGUGAAAUCUUUUUAUCGAACUCUCAUAAGCUUCUUGGCCCAUAGUAGUUUAACUGUGGUUGUGUUUGCACUUUCAAUAUUAUCCAGUUUGACAUUAAACGAAGAGGUUGGGGAAAAGCUGUUUCAUGCUCGAAACAUUCAUCAGACUUUUCAACUAAUAUUUAAUAUUCUCAUAAAUGGUGAUGGCACGCUAACUAGAAAGUAUUCAGUUGAUCUACUGAUGGAUCUUCUUAAGAAUCCUAAAAUUGCUGAUUAUCUUACCAGGUAUGAGCACUUUUCUUCGUGUCUUAAUCAAGUAUUAGGUCUUCUUAAUGGAAAGGAUGCUGAUUCUUCUUCAAAGGUUUUAGAAUUACUUCUUGCCUUCUGUUCAGUGACUCAGCUGCGCCAUGUGCUCACACAGAUGAUAUUUGAACAGUCUCCAUCUGGCAACACCAUUUUGGGAAGUCGUUCUAAAUGCUUAGAACCUACUGUAGUUCUACUUCGUUGGUCAAGUCAACCUUUGGAUGGAUCAGAAGACUGUUCUAUUUUAGCACUGGAGUUGUUCAAGGAAAUAUUUGAGGAUAUCAUAGAUACUGCUAACUGUUCCUCAGCCGACCGUUUUGUGACCCUUCUGCUGCCUACAAUCCUCGAUCAGCUUCAAUUCACAGAACAGAAUCUAGAUGAGUCUUUAAUAAGAAAAAAAUGUGAAAGGAUGGUCAAGGCCAUUGAAGUUUUGUUAACUCUGUGUGGAGAUGAUACUCUAAAAAUGCAUAUUGCAAAAAUUCUGACUACUAUCAAAUGUACCACUCUGAUAGAACAACAGUUUACAUAUGGCAAGAUUGAUCUGGGGUUUGGAACAAAGGUAGCAGAUUCUGAGUUGUGCAAACUUGCUGCUGAUGUAAUUUUGAAAACCCUUAAUUUGAUGAACAAACUUAAACACUUGGUUCCUGGUAUGGAAGUAAGCUUCUACAAAAUCCUUCAGGAUCCUCGCCUGAUUACUCCUUUGGCUUUUGCUUUAACAUCAGAUAAUAGAGAACAAGUACAGUCUGGAUUGGGAAUAUUACUGGAAGCUGCUCCACUGCCAGAUUUUCCGGCCUUAGUACUUGGAGAAAGUAUAGCAGCAAACAAUGCCUAUAGGCAACAGGAAACAGAACAUAUGCCCAGAAGAAUGCCUUUGCAAUCAUUAAAUCACAGUUUUCCAGCAUCAGUAAAAUGUUUAACUCCUCCAGUUUUGAAAGAUAGAGUUCCUGGAUUGAACAUUGAGGAAUUAAUAGAGAAACUUCAGUCUGGAGUUGUGGUAAAGGAUCAGAUUAAUGAUGUGAGAAUAUCUGACAUAAUGGAUGUGUAUGAGAUGAAAUUAUCCACAUUAGCCUCCAAAGAAAGCAGACUUCAAGAUCUCUUGGAAGCAAAAGCUCUAGCCCUUGCACAAGCUGAUAGACUGAUUGCUCAAUAUCGCUGUCAGAGAACUCAAGCUGAGACAGAGGCACGGACACUUGCUGGUAUGUUGAGAGAAGUUGAGAGAAAAAACGAAGAGCUUGGUGUGUUGCUGAAGUCACAACAGGUUGAGUCAGAAAGAGCCCAGAGUGAUAUUGAGCAUCUGUUUCAACAUAAUAGGAAGUUAGAGUCUGUGGCUGAAGAACAUGAAGUACUGACAAAAUCAUACAUGGAACUUCUUCAGAGAAAUGAAACUGCUGAAAAGAAGAACAAAGAUUUACAGGUCACAUGUGAUUCUCUGAAUAAACAAAUUGAGACAGUGAAAAAGUUGAAUGAGUCACUCAAGCAACAAAAUGAAAAAACGCUUGCCCAAUUAAUAGAGAAAGAAGAACAGAGAAAAGAAGUACAGAACCAACUAGUAGACAGAGAGUGUAAGCUAACAAAAUUGGAACAAAAAGUAAAAGUACAAGAAGAAAAGAUUAAAGUCUUACAAAGAGAAAGGGAAGAUAAAGAAGAAACCAUUGGUGUCCUUAGAAAAGAAUUAAAUAGAACAGAACAAAUAAGAAAAGAAUUGAGCAUUAAGGCUUCCUCCUUAGAGGUUCAAAAGGCCCAAUUAGAAGGUCGUUUGGAAGAGAAGGAGUCCCUGGUGAAACUUCAGCAAGAGGAGCUGAAUAAACACUCUCAUAUGAUAGCCAUGAUCCACAGUUUAAGUGGUGGAAAAAUAAGUCCAGAAACUGUGAAUCUCAGUAUAUAGACAUUAUGUAUUUAUCUACUGGGAAAGUGGGGUAGGGAAGGUAAUUUGUGACUCCAGAAUAAGAAGAGAUUAUUGUCUAAUUAUUAAUUUAGUAAAGAACCUGAUCUGA
This is a messenger RNA of Phacochoerus africanus (Common warthog), 2977 nucleotides long. RefSeq names its product cellular inhibitor of PP2A (gene CIP2A). Bases 142 to 2868 code for a protein of 908 amino acids. Lineage: Eukaryota; Metazoa; Chordata; Mammalia; Artiodactyla; Suidae. The record is from RefSeq and is a predicted model, not a curated record. The transcript is spliced from 21 exons.